AUGAAGUUCCUAACGAUCUCUUUUAUGUUACUGAUGAUUAUGGCUUUAUCAAUUACUACUUUGUUUGCAACACCCAAUUCUGAGUUGGAGCCUAUGGCUGAGGAUUGUCACAAUAAAGCCUCGGGUCUUCCUCUAACCGAAGAUGGAGAAAGACCUGUUUGGCGUCGAGGGGCAAGCCGCCUUCUUGCGCAGAAAACCCGGGCCGUAAUGACAUGCAAUGAGUACCCGAGAGUGUGCCGGAAGAAGGGCAGCGGAGGGCCGGACUGCUGCCGGAAACAGUGCGUGAAUGUGGCUGUGGAUAGGCUCAACUGGGGGAGGUGUGGGGAGAAGUGCAAGUUCUCUGAGAUUUGCUGUAAAGGUGUGUGUGUGAACCCAUACUCCAACAGGAAGCACUGUGGGGGGUGCAAUAACAGAUGCAGGAAAGGGAGUUCCUGCACUUAUGGAAUGUGCAGCUAUGCCUAAGAAGUAAAGUUGAACCAGUACUCUAGUUAAUUUAAGUUGUUUGUGCAGCUAUAUAUGCAUGAUUGCGAUUGUUGAAG
This is a messenger RNA of Malania oleifera, 539 nucleotides long. Its product is annotated as stigma-specific STIG1-like protein 1. Lineage: Eukaryota; Viridiplantae; Streptophyta; Magnoliopsida; Santalales; Ximeniaceae. Bases 1 to 462 code for a protein of 153 amino acids. The record is from RefSeq and is a predicted model, not a curated record. The transcript has a single exon.